AUGGCACCCUCAUUAUUGAAAAUCGGACUUCUGCCUACUCUCGCGCUGGCGCUUUGCUGUGGCAGAGCGUUGGGUGAGCCCUGGAAGGUGAUCGACACGGAUUUUCCCGACCCUAGCGUCAUCAAGACCGACGAUGGAUAUUACGCCUUUGCAACUUCUUCACGCGGCGUCAAUACUCAAAUCGCUCAUUCUGCAGAUUUCCACACGUGGAAUGUCUUGGAUGGCCAGGACGCACUUCCAGGCCCUUUCCCUAGCUGGGUAAAUGGUAGCCAUCCGAAGGUCUGGGCUCCAGAUGUUAUCCAACGGAAUGAUGGAACCUUCGUCAUAUACUAUUCCGCCGCCACCAGCGGAACCAAGAGCAAACACUGUAUUGGCGCCGCAACCUCUUCUUCAGUUACGGGUCCCUACUCGCCAGAGCAAGAUGUACUUGCCUGUGAUAAGGGCAAAGGCGGUGCCAUCGACGCUGCGGGCUUCAAGGAUGAUGACGGUACAUACUAUGUUGUGUAUAAGGUGGACGGCAACAGCCUGAACCAGGGGAGCGAGUACCACCCCACGCCUAUCAUGCUGCAGAAGCUCAAGUCGGAUGCCGUGACUCCUGACGGGGACGCCGUGCAAUUGAUUGACCGCGACGAUGCCGACGGGCCCCUGGUCGAAGCCCCUAGUCUCGUGAAGAGCGAUGGCCAGUAUUACCUGUCGUUCUCGUCAAACUGGUACAACACCCUGAAGUACGACGUUAGCUACGCCGUCGCGUCGGCCGUCACCGGUCCGUACACCAAGGCGUCGGCUCCAGACGCGCCGUUGCUGGUUUCCGGGGAUAGCAGCGAUGUCGGACCGCUUGGUGGUCCCGGUGGCUCUGAUUUCCGCGAGGAUGGAGGUGCGAUUGUAUUCCAUGCUUUUAACAAUGGGCAGAAUAUGACCAAGGGCCGUGGGAUGUGGGCGGCCAACGUCAAGAUCGGUGGAGGGAAGAUCUCCGUGCAGUGA
Molecule: messenger RNA, 981 nt
Organism: Aspergillus bombycis
Lineage: Eukaryota; Fungi; Ascomycota; Eurotiomycetes; Eurotiales; Aspergillaceae
Product: glycoside hydrolase family 43 protein
Exons: 2
Coding region: 1-981 (326 amino acids)
Biological process (GO): carbohydrate metabolic process
Molecular function (GO): hydrolase activity, hydrolyzing O-glycosyl compounds
Source: RefSeq, a predicted model, not a curated record